Molecule: messenger RNA, 3210 nt
Organism: Peronospora farinosa
Lineage: Eukaryota; Oomycota; Peronosporomycetes; Peronosporales; Peronosporaceae
Source: the annotation of a GenBank genome assembly
AUGACUUCCCAGCAGCAGCAGCAGCAGCAAGAGUGGAUGGCACGAGUGGGAUCGAAUUCUACCUUAAGCAAGACCCAUGAUGAAGAAAGUACCUGUCGAUUUACUCAUAAUCAGUGCGAUAAAGAACUCUUUAGUAGCGAGUAUUUAAGAAGUAACAAAGCCAGUGGGCACAAGAAUCUACGCUGUUUUCCUCAUUGUUGUGGUGGUCACAACCCCAAAAGUUUCUGUGGCUCUGGACUUGUCAUGGAGUGUUCACUAGUAAAUUGUACGCUAGUAUUGGGCAGAUUUGAAGAAGUAGCCAAGCAACAACCAGUUCAGGUCAAGACUCUAUCGUCUUCUAUACCAGCAAUUGACUCGGGAAGUCUCGGUCGUCAUAGUCUUAUGAUUGGCCGAGAAUAUCUUCGUCAGGAGCUUUUUGAUGAUGUCAAGAUGCCGGAUCAACCUUUUGGAUGCUGGUUUCGAGGUACAGUAGUACCGAAUGGAGACUCGACGGAAUCAAACUGCAAAAGCUUUUUGCUCAAUGGCAAUCGACAAUCGUGGCAUUAUGGAUGGCAAUCCUCACGACUAAACUGCAAGAAUUUGCAUGUGUUCAAGGUUUACGUCUUUGAUACAAGUGCGAGCGGAAAUGACAAUGUUUUGACGUGCAUUGCUGCGCUGGCAUCUCCAGCGUUUCGGAUUUCGUCCAGUCGCAAGGCCAGGAAAACGUUUCGCUCGCCCAUGAACCAAACAGCACUUGUCAAUGGAACUACAUCGAAUUUAAAUGGAGCAGCGAUGGGAGUGCAAUUGCCUCGAAAUGUGACGCCCGUUGCGAGAGGAUCUGGAGCAAGGUCGCCAUCAGAACCACAAAGUGCGAGGAGUGUUGAUGAACUCUUGGGAAACGCAGCGAGAAGUAAUACUAUUGCAGCCAAUGCUACUGCUAUGUAUGCUGCAUCUCAGCAACAGCAACGACCGCCGACGGGCUUCAUGUCGAGACAGCAGGAUCCAGCUCGACGUGAACGGAAGCGUUUGACUCGAUCAGCUUCGCUCAAGACGGAUUAUUACUCGACCGUCUCGUUCUCUACACUUCAACAACAACAGCAACAGCAGCAGCAGCAAUUUCAGCCACCACAGAGAGUAUCACUUUCUGCAACGCAUCCACCGUACUUUGAAGGCCUCCAAGAGAAUUGCGUUUCAACACCAUCGUUGCCAGGCGUUGGCUCCUUUCUGAAUAGCUCCGCAGCAGAAGGUAAUCGAGCGUUUCACGCCCGACGAUCAUCCCUAGCUGCUCUUCCGAUGCCCGUCCCCAACCCGCUGACCAUGUCGCGCCAGCACCAGAGGUCAUUUCCCGUGCUUACUCCAAUCACAGGCAUGAUGCAACUUCGACUGGAGAAUCGCUCGCCUUACACAAGCACCCCAAUGGGGAGCUCAACUCCGCAAUCGUCGAGUUCUGCGGCCUCCUGUACUGGCACACGGGUCCCUUCUAUGAAUACAACGCACCUCACGGCUGCAGCUCUGCACCAGCAUGCGUAUGCUUCUGCCAGGCCGUACCUGUACGCGCGGCGUGAUACUUGGUUGAGCAGUUUGCAAGGAAUGAUUCCUGAAGGAGGUGGUAUCCCAAUGAUGAUGAUGUCACCUGGAUUAACAGCUGAUAGUUACCUGAACCGCAAGCGCAACCGCUCCACAGACUCAGAUAAGGCGAUCACGGCUGCUAUUGAGGCCUCCGAGAGGAUUCGCCCAACUUUAUCGCCUGUGUCAUCACCUGGGUAUUCACCUCUAAUGGUAGCCCCAGUUCCUACGGACAGUGAGCUUUACCGUCGCGCACGAGUUUUGCAGCUAGCAUUCACUAUCGUAAAGCGUAUUCAUCGAUUUGAAGAAGUUGCAGCGAAGCAGAAGGAUUUGAACCAAAAGGUGUAUCGCCACUCGUUCGAGAUGAUCACUCCACCAAUGCCGAAUACAUCUUCGGUUGAGGCUUUGAGAUCUCAGCGCAAGAAAUGUACGCUGGUACAGAUUCCUUUGAGUAACCCGAAGUUGCUGCAUUUGUGCUCAAACCUUGUGACGGUUUGUACAUCGCUUGUGAAUUCUGGACGGCUGGAAGAUUUGCGUGAAAAGAUGCACGAGUGUGCCCAGGCUGGACGUGGUGCAUUAGCUGCUUACGCACAGCUUGUGAAUUUGUUAAAUGAUGCUGUAGAGGCCGAGAUGUUGCGUCUACCGCGUCGAAUGCACAAGUCGUGGGGCGACACUGAGUCUGCUGACGAAGGUGAGUGGGAUUUGUACGGAAUGCUGAAGAGUUGCGAGCCAUGGCUACUACAAGAGCCAUGGUGGGUGGUGCUGGAUGAAGAUGAUCAGCAGCAAGCAGGUGAUACGGAGGAAGGCGCAUUGCGCCCACUACCGUACAUGAAGUUGUUUGCGGACUACUAUCACGCGAUUCGGGAUGCUAUGCCUUCGCCCCACGACCUGGAAGUGGCGGCCUCGCUGCGGAAGGCAGCGGUUAAAGGUGCUACGGGUCUGACUGGUGAGUGGAGACGCCAAGGCGAAGCCGACGAGCAUCAUCUGCAGCAGCGCCAGCGCGUUGCCUCUGUUCGAUCGGCAACGGCAGCUUCGUCGCUUUCGUGGUUAGCACGUUGCAUUCAUGCGCACACAACUAAAGUGUUCCACAUCACCGAGACGGACACGACUAUGACGUUAUCGCUUCCGAACAGUUUGGUUUCUGCUGAUGCAGUUUUCCUAUUGCAGUUGAAUCAGCAAGAACCAACGGUGGUUCUUUCGCAAGACUACUUUCCGUUUGGAUGGUCUCGUAGGCGUUCAUUGAUGGCCUAUCGUGCCUGGCGUGUUCGUGGUAUUGGUGACUCGAACGGCAGUGCCGUAGCUGUUCAAUUUAUGCGUUGGCCUGACGAUAUCGAGCUCGAAGCUGUUGAAAAUGAUGAAGAGGAAGAGGAGUUGGAUGAUGAUGAUGCCGAGGACUCUCCUGUAGAACCCGAGGAGGAGCCUCAUGGUCGUCGUAGGCGCCAGCCGAAGCGUCUGCGCACACGAAUUACCAUCUACUUUUCGGUAUUCUCCACGAUGACUCUUCAGCUGCGUACAAUUGUUGAAGCGAGUCUUGCCCCUGCUGCUGCUUUGCCUGCCUCCGCGUCGGCGCAGCCCACCGAAGAGGACAUGCUGCGAUACUUCAAAUCACCGUCGUCCUGGGAAAUGCGAUCGCAAAUCUCGCAGCAGUACACGAAGAAGAUGUAA